AUGGCUUCCAACGCCAACGCCCAGACCCAGAGGGACAUCUCGUCGCUCUAUGCCCGGGUCCAGACGCUGCUGGUCAAGCAGCUGCAGAACGUCUGCCAGGUCAGCGGUCUUAAGUCGAGCGGUGUCAAGGCCGAUCUGCAGAAGCGCAUCCUCAACGCCCUGUACGAGAAUGUCAAUGCCGACCCGGCACAAUACGGACACAUCAAGGACGCGAUCAACAACGUCAUGGCAGGCUCAGGUCGCCACGUGAGCAACGGCAGCUCUGGAGCCGGCGGGCCCUACGGCCGGGCAGGCGGAGGAGCAGCAGGAGGAGCAGGAGGAGCCGGCGCAUUCUCAGCAGCCCCGACCACACACGCGACGGCGCACCCGCCCGUCUACGGCCAGAACAGCUUCAGCGGCUUCGGCAGCCAGGGCCGCGCUGGCUAUGGCGCAGGAGGAGCCGGCGCAUCGGCUUCCGCGCCGCAGCGGCCCGGUACGAUGCCCUUCCGCCCGUUUACCUGGCACUCUCCUUCCCCGUCCUCAGGUCUAAUCUCGCGUCCAGCACUCCAGUUCAAGGCCAGCCCCUUCCACAAGAUGGAGCAGAUCCUCGGGAACGUCCGGACACUUGAAGUCAUGUCGCAACAUCGCAACUCAACCAACAUUCCCCUCAAAAUCAGCGACGUGCCAGCUCUUGCCCGUUGUAUACAUGACAAGACGUUGCGCGUCAUGGUCUUCUGCGCCGCAGAUGACCGAGGACCCCAGGACAUCGCGUUUCCCUACCAGUCGGAGCUCAAGGUAAACGGGGGCGACAUCAAGGCCAACCUGCGAGGCCUCAAGGGCAAACCUGGGUCGACGCGGCCGGUAGACAUUACCAGCUCGUUGCGCCUGGACAAGAACUCAUACGUGAACAACAUUGAGUUUACAUAUGCGUUGACCACUAAGGUGAAGAAGCACCAGGCGGCAGAGAGACAAAAGUUCUAUCUGGCGCUGUAUCUGUGCAAGCUGGUCCCAGUUGACGAGCUGGCGGCGAGGGUCAAGGGCAGGAAGAUCCCCCGAGCAUCCGUCAUCAAGGAGCUCACCAAGGCAGCACACGACCCCGACGUUGUCGCCACGUCUCAGGUCCUGUCUCUCAAGUGCCCUCUGACCUACGGCAAACUGAAGAACCCCUGCCGGUCCACCACGUGCAGCCACAUCCAGUGUUUCGAUGUCACGUCGUAUCUCUAUCUCCAGGAGCAAGGCCCCCAGUGGGUGUGUCCGAUCUGCAAUAAGCCGGCGACGUUUGACAACCUCGCCAUUGAUGAGUACGUGAAGGGUAUCUUGGACAGUACGUCCGAGGACACAGAUCAGGUCACGAUCGAACCUGAUGGGCAGUGGGGCACAGAAGGGCGGAAGGAGCCCGAGCCCAAGAGGCCUCGAGUUUCGGGGGCGGCGUCCAUGACGAGUGUCAACCUCGACGACGACGACGACAUUGUGGCGCUCGACGACUUUAGCAUCGUCAGCAACCGCACCACGCAGACACCGAACCGCUCCAUGCUCGGCACGCCGGCUGGUGCGGCCAACGGGUCCUCAUCGACGCCCAACGGCAGCCGGAAGAGACCGGCCGCCGAGGUCAUCGACCUGACGUUGAGCGACGACGACGACGACGCGCCUCUCCACGCGCCCAAGCGCCAGAACUAUGGCACGAGUGCGAGCUUGACCUCGACUCCGGACUGGAACUACGGCGCGACCUUCUAG
Messenger RNA from Neoarthrinium moseri, 1713 nucleotides. RefSeq lists its product as uncharacterized. The transcript has 4 exons. NCBI's taxonomy places the organism in Eukaryota, Fungi, Ascomycota, Sordariomycetes, Amphisphaeriales, Apiosporaceae. Bases 1 to 1713 code for a protein of 570 amino acids. Gene Ontology annotation, molecular function: SUMO ligase activity; zinc ion binding. Gene Ontology annotation, biological process: protein sumoylation. The record is from RefSeq and is a predicted model, not a curated record.